AUACAGUCUCUUCGAGGGAUAUUCCAAUAUAUCUCCUCAAGCAAAGAUCUUGUCGGUGCAUUUCUAGCGCUCAAUAUCGGCGCUUAUAUCAUCGUCUUCAUCGUCCGGAAAUGGACUUCCAAACCAUCGAGAUCUUCAACUCCCGACCUAGAGAAACCAGCUUCAAGAUCGGGCAGAGAGAAAAUUACCAGGAAGGCCGGAGAAUGGACACCAUAUGAUUUCGAGAGACCGACGGCACAGCCGUAUCUUGACUGGGAUGUUCACACAACGAAGCCAAUUCCCUAUCGACCAUUUCGAUAUGGACCAAAGUAUUUUGUCACAAUGGGAUUGCGGAGUAUGAAAUUCGAUGAAUGGAUUGAACUCGACAACCACUAUCUCAAAUUCCACGCCGACAAAGCCAAGCGCAUCGAAGAGCGUGGUGAGAAAUGCUACGGAACAGCACCCGAAGCCAUGGACGGCGCGAUCGAACUAUUAGAAGAACUAUGCGACUAUCUCCCCGAAAGAUAUCCAACCAUGUUCCAGAAGACUUCAACAGGAAUAACCAACAUAAUCACCAACGAAACUUUCAACAUAACCCAACGCCCCCUCCCAGAAGACCCAAUGGCAACAGCAGCCCGCCUAAUCCAAGACGACAUAGCCCUAAUGAUUGAAAAGCCAGACGGAGAAUACUACCUCUUAGCAGGCGCAAUUCUCCUCGCCGGAUUCUGGCGCCUAAGCGACAAAUUCGGGAUGCCAUUAUCAGAGAUCCACACAUCAGGCGACGUACCCCAAUUCCAAGAAAAGCUCGAACGAGGAAUGAAGAAUUUCUUCCGUAGACUGAAGCCCGAAGAACCAGUUCUGCGGAAUAAUUAUUUUAUCCAAGUUGAUGAUCAGUUGGCCUGGUCGCCCAGUAUUGGAUCUGAGGAUGCGGAGGUUGUGUCGUGGAAUACGGCGGAGAAGAACAAGGCUAUUGAGCAGCAUUUCUUUCGAUCGGAAAGACAGUCUUUGAGACGGUUGCCUAGGUCUGGGGCUGUGGUGUUUACUAUUAGGACGUAUUUUGAGCCCAUUACGGAGAUUGUGAGGGAGGAUUAUGUGCCUGGGCGGUUGGCUUCUGCCAUUCGGAGUUGGGGGGAUGAUGUUUCGAGGUACAAGGGGAAGGAGAAGUAUCAGGAGGUUUUAUUGGAGUAUUUGGAUCGGAAACAUGAUGAACAGGUGGCUAUGGGAUUGGAGGUUGAUAAGGAGGGUGAGAUGCGGAGCUAUCCUUAUUGA
Molecule: messenger RNA, 1248 nt
Organism: Penicillium odoratum
Lineage: Eukaryota; Fungi; Ascomycota; Eurotiomycetes; Eurotiales; Aspergillaceae
Product: heme-dependent oxidative N-demethylase family protein
Exons: 5
Source: RefSeq, a predicted model, not a curated record